This is a messenger RNA of Ogataea haglerorum, 4851 nucleotides long. RefSeq lists its product as uncharacterized. NCBI's taxonomy places the organism in Eukaryota, Fungi, Ascomycota, Pichiomycetes, Pichiales, Pichiaceae. The record is from RefSeq and is a predicted model, not a curated record. Gene Ontology annotation, molecular function: structural constituent of nuclear pore. Bases 1 to 4851 code for a protein of 1616 amino acids. The transcript has a single exon. Gene Ontology annotation, biological process: protein import into nucleus; RNA export from nucleus. Gene Ontology annotation, cellular component: nuclear pore inner ring.
AUGGGUGUCAGCCAGACGAGCGUUGAUAAACCUGAGCCUGCAGUUGAUCUAAACUGGACAUUUCGGCAUGCAUAUCUGACGCUGCUCAAUGGUGUCUCGGAUUCUUCUGCUUCGUCAUUUUUAAGCAGGUUUGUCGAAUUAAAUAAGAAACAUCUUUUGGCCAAGAACCUGCCAUUCCAAAACAAAACAUCCAAGACGGCUUCAGAUGACUUUCAAAUUGGGCCACGGAUUGUCAAAAAUAAAUUGACUUCUAAGCAGCAGAAAGAUGUUUCUGAGAUCUCAACGACAUUGCGUCUUGACGUCCAUGAGGUUGCCCGGAUCGUUCAGAUCACUGCCGAGAGAAUCCCAGAUGAAAGUGAAAUCGACAGCGCCGACAAAUCAUUAUUCCAAUCAAGAGAAAGCCAUGACGAUGUUACGCUUUUCUAUUCCAAUGUCAUCAAGGAAUCCAGAGCAGUCCUGAAGACGCUUCUGUAUUUAAUAAAGAACGAGCAUUCGCUGUCGCCCGAUCUGCAAGACAUUUGUUACGAAAUCAAGCAAAAUGGCUACGACUUGCUCCAGGCCUACAUCGAGUCUUUGGUGGAGUGGAACAAGACACCGAUAGAGAUUUCUCAGAAAAGCCUGCAAAUGGAGCUCGAACUACUGGUUAUGGAUAUGCUGAAUCUGAUCCUAUAUCUUAUAUUCAAAACCGGUGUUGGUUUUACCAAAGGUACAGCAAUGAAGUGGUUCAGGUUGAUGAAAGAUUCCAAUUUCUGUGGUCUUUCUCGUCUUUGUGAAGAUGACAGUAACGACAGGGUGGCGACCUUUGAAAGCCUUUGCACUAUUCUGUCGUUAGUGAUGCUGGACCUCGAUUUCAAUUUUGGAGCGCUAACAGAUGAGGAUUCGUUCACGAAUGACCCAGAAAUAAUGUAUGCCAUUAAUGACUGUCUAUUGACAAGUCAUGCCAAUUCCAUCGUCUUAUAUGCUUGGAGCAUCAUAUUGCAUAGGAAGCAUUUGGUGAUUUCAAACAACCCCAGCCAUCCGAUCAGUGUCCAGUUGAUUCAGAAGUUUGGCGGGCUUGAAAAUCUACAGAAGAUCUACCUAACAUGCGCUAAAAAAGCCGAGGAACUCGACGUAUGUGCAUCCAUGAUCAGGUGCCACGCAAUACUGUCCUAUGAUAGUCUAUAUGAUGCCAUUCUGGCAGCCUUUGUUGUUGCCUUUGUUCCCUACAUCCAGCUUAACGACAACAUCACUCUUGCAAUCAGAAAAAUAAUGACUAAUGCCCCAGACAGGAUAGUUGAGAGGUUUUUCCUCAACCCAGCAACAGAAGACUUGAUGGCCAUUGCUCGAGCUAAGCUGCCUUUGUCAAUCAAGUCUUUUAUCCGUCUUGUCGGAAUAAACUCGAACUUGGCUUAUGAAGAGCUCGCUAAUCUCAAGUCCUACAUGGAGGUGUUCAAAGAGGAAGAUUUUUAUUACAAGUACCUCAUAGACGAUGAAAAUCCCCAACUAAUCAAGCUCACACAAGAUAUCGAUGUCCUGCCCCCUUACGAAACUCCCGGAGAACUGUCAUUGCUGCUGAAAGAAGGCACGAAGGCCCAACUCUUCCCUGGGGCAAACAAAGAUGACUUGGUUGUGGCUUUUCUUUACGAUUAUAAUGGAUGGACCUUGCUUGGUCGAAUUCUGAAAAAUCUCUCGAAGAAACUGGAUAGUAACCCUGAAAAAGUUGAUCUUGCGUGCGAGAUAUUCCAACUAAUGACCAAGAUCUCGCAGGAGCUCGAGAAAGACAAGUUUGACGAGGUUAUAAAAGCAAUGAGCAUGUUUGCAGAUGACUGUGAUGUCAUCGAGGUGAUCUUCCGUAUCCUAGAGCAAGCGCUCCAGUUGCGGAAUGUCCAUUUGUUGCAAUCUGGAUUCGAUCUUCUGUCUUCUCUCUCUCUUUGCGGAUAUUCAUUCAGGAUAUGGUCAUACCUUUACAAGUCGCAACUUCUUGGGUUAAAGGCCAAUGCUGGCCUGGCCAGUACCAUUUUGGGAACAGUUGAGAUGGUUAAAUGGAGGUACGGGUUCACAUUGUCUUUGCUAAAACUCACAAAUUCUAUACUAGAUGACUGUUUAGUCGUUUCUGACGACGUCAAUUGGAAGCUGAAAUCUGAGGUGCUAGAUCGGCUAGUGGCCUACUGUAUUCAUGUUUAUGAAAACUUCCUGCACUGGAUGUUCACUGACGAUGUUCAGAGGCUACAGAUUGGAACUUAUGCUCAGUUAGUUUUUGUGAAGAUCAUUGUUUCUCUCUAUGGAGUUGACAAUGGAACAGACCCAAAGGCAAAAGUGACGCGUGUAUUCGCUCAGUCUUGCGAAAGAAUCACAAGGAUGUUUUUGGUUCCUGAUAUUCAAGUUUCAAGAACUUCAAAGCCAAUUUUGGAAACUUUUAGUUCCCUUUCUGACGCGGUCACGGAUAUUGAUACCUCGGGGCUCUUUGGUCUUUGGCAGCAAAGGUUCAUUGACGGUAUGUUUGAGUUCGCUACAACUUUGAUAUCCAUCAGAAGCGCCUGCCAAGGGACUCUUGCAUCUGCCUUCGAGAUGGACCUUUAUUCUAUAAUUCCAAGGCUGGUCGAUUUGUACGCUGGCACAAUGAACCUGCGUGCAAGUGUCUUGAAUCUUUUAUCAAGCCUUGUCAGCACGAGCUGGGAGAAAGAGCCGCCAUCUCUGCUCACUCACCUUGGACAGGAACAUACGCAACUUUUACUUAAGUGUCUAGCUGUGGACAUGGCAAAUGAGUUUGAGACACAUGGAAUGAAAAUAGCGCUUUUCAGGUUUUUCUCCUCAGUCAUGGAAGGAGAUCAAGAAGGGCUGUCGAUCGUUUUUAUCACUGGACGAAAUAUCAAGGAUUGCAUUCUAGACGAGAAGAAGAGCCUCAGUAAGGAAGAUAAAUUGAGGAAGUCGCAAUUGUCGCUUCUGAAGAUUUUGAAGGCACUGAUUUCGAAAAUAUCCGUCUAUCCAAGCAAUGUGUCGCUAAAGUUGGUUGAAUCUCUUGCCCUUGCGUUCAACUCGUGGACAACCGCCAAAGAAGAUAACGACGAUGAGAAGUUUGUGAUGAGCAUCAUCAGCGAGUUGAGCUCAUUCCCGAAGCCACUGUCAACUGACGAUGGCGAGGCUUGGAAGGAGUAUUUCUACCAAGUCAACAUAAAAGCAAAAAUGGCCGAAAUAGUGUCUCUGUAUCUGUUUGUUUCCAAGAACAACGCGAACAAAACGAAGAUCUAUCAGCUUCUGAAUUCCCAGGAUUUCAUCGCGCAGCUUAAGGAUAAGUUUGAGCUUGAAGAUGGCUCCCUCUCUCCGAUUGAACACGAAUUGAAAGAGUUCACCAUAGACGGGAUGAGUUUCAAGCUUUCGCAAUUUGAAAGAACUCCCUUUUUUGUCAAAGAAGCUUAUGGGCAUGAUUCCUCGCAUUCUUUGGAACUAAUGGACAAGCUAUUCGAAAAAAGCGCAAAGUGGGAAGUAGUGAGAAAUCAAGUUAUUGCCAGCAGCUUAAGUUUCCAAUUGGUCUCUGCGCGCGUCACGGCUGCUAAGUCUUUUGGUGCCUUGGUCACCUGCUUCUGCAAAAAUAACGGGGUUGAGAUCGAUCCCCAGUACAUUUCUCUUGCUACAACUCUGUUAAAAAUCAACGACCAAGAAGGAAUAAUCUCACCUAAGUUUGCCAUUAUAUACCAGGAACGCAUCGAUUUGGCGUUCUUUGUUUGUCUGACUUUCUCCAAACGCAAGGAAAACAAGUUUGACGAUAAGAUAGUGUUUCCUUUGAUUUCCUCCGCCUGUCAACUCCUUGUGUCAAACGAUAUCGAUUUGCUAGGGGGGCUUCUGAGCUUUGAAAACCAAAACUACCGUCCGCUAUUAAGAACUCUCCUGAUAGCCCUUGGCAUGAUCAAAAAGGACACCAUGCUGUUCAUGGAAUAUGGAGCCACUUUUGUGGACAUUUUUAGUGCAAUCAUUGCCAACUCUGUGAAAACGAUAUUCAAGUCCAUUCAAAAUGAAGUGAUGGCUUCUAGAAAAACAGACUAUGGAAGCUCCUUGCUGGUCUGCAAACAAGCAGAUGACCUUUCGCUGAUCAUCAGUCUGCUGCACACGCUAGUCAAUAAGCAUCUUCCUCGUGACUUGGAAGUUUCCAUCGCCAAGUUGGUGAUAGAUUCGGGCCUCUUCAGAUCGACCGCAAAUUUUUUCUCCUGCUCCCAUCUAAUCAAGGUCAAUCAGGAAGCAGUAUUUUCGGAAAUCUCUCUCAAGAUCAUCAACGAGCUUGUGCAAUUGAAGCCGGUAGCAGAAAAGUUAUUGGCAAAUGGAUUAUUUAUGGUUCUGGUUGACUCUCAGAUUUCGGUGCAAAUUCAAAGAGGUGAUGUUUCUCCUGUAGUACCCGCCACGGCUAGGCUGCACCAAAUCUGGGUUGACGGUCUUUUAUCGACCAUUUUGACUUUGAUCACGACGUUUGGCGAGAAAUUAUCGUCUGAGAUCUACUUGUUCGUCAAAUCAUUUUCGAAACAGUUCCAAAGCACUCUAUCCGGAUGGUUGGACUCUACCACGCCUAUCAGUCUUCCAGUAGUCCACGAGACCUCCCAAAUCAUUUUCUUGGCCAAAGCUCUCAAUCUGCUGGACAUUUACGAGAACGUGGCUUCCAAUUCUGAUUCUGUUAAGCUCAUUCCAGGUCUGGAUUCUAAAGAGGAACGGCUCAACCUUGUCAACGGUUUAAACUAUCUCAUUUCGCAUCCCAAGUUCCUUUCUUCAAGAAUCGUCGCAUCUAAUCUCGAAGAGCAAAAAUUGCUCGACUCGGACGAGAAGUAUAAACUCGUGGAUCGUGUUCUUGAUGAAAUCAAACAGCUGAAAGAUAUGCUUUUAGAAUGA